Strongylus vulgaris is the source of this 546-nucleotide messenger RNA. NCBI's taxonomy places the organism in Eukaryota, Metazoa, Nematoda, Chromadorea, Rhabditida, Strongylidae. The record is from the annotation of a GenBank genome assembly.
AUGGAUUUCGGACCAAAAGGACAUGUCAACGAAUCGCUAUGGAAAUUGUCUUAUGCUUUGCUCCUACAACGCCAGGACAGUCUCCACCAACGCCCAUCUUCACGCCUUUCUCGAAGCUGCAGGGCGCAUCGACUACCGCGUAAUCGCUUUGCAGGAAACAAAGUCCAAGACAUGCGGAAACUGAGUGAUGGCACACUCAUCAUUCGUGGAUGCUGUGGUUUUGUCAUACACCCAUCUGUUGUCCUCUUGUCGAAUCGCAUGAGAUCCCAUCACUUCGCCUGGCUAAUGCUAUUCAACUGCUAUUUUCAUCAGCAACUGAUGAUUCGGGACUUGGUGCCUUUUAUGAGGAUUUGGAGGAAGUCAUCCGCAAAGAAAACUCCUUCUAUAAGUUCGUCGUGGGUGACUUCAAUGCGAAAGUCGGGAUGCCAGAAGAAGGGGAACACAGGAUCGGGAGGUUUGGAUCAGGACUCCGGAAUGAGAAUGGUAACCGUCUUGUUAUGCUUUUGUCCGCCGCACGAUUUUUUCAUGGUAACUCCAUUUUCAUGA